AUGUAUGUGGUUCCUACCUGGAAGUCCAAAACAGCGGACACGUUGGCCAGUUUUCCAGGUUUGCCUCACCAAACCACGGGCAAUGACUGUGGUGUCUUCAUACUGAUGUAUGCACUCAACUUCAGCACAGAUGCUCCACUUUGGUUUACCGAGCGGGACAUAGCACAGAUCCGGAAAUGGUGGUGCAUUAUGCUGAUGGAACGGUACCAGAUUGAAGGCCACGGACAGAGGUUUUCUUACUGGACCAAUGAGGCCAGAGAGCUGCUCAAAGGGGCACUGGAGCCAGUGUACAGGGUCCCAAAGAAGCGAAAGACCGAACAUGAGGUCCAGUUUCAGAAGUCCGACAUGUGCUUCAUAUUGGAGCUGCCAAACUGUGUUCUUGCGGAGAUUCUGAUGGAAAUGGUUCUCCAGGAAGGUGACAAAGCGUACUCAACACUCGCUCUAGUGUGUACCACCUUCAGAGACACAAUGUCCACUGUGUCUUUCAGAAGAGGGGCCCACUUUCGCUGGCUUGAGAGUGUUGCUACAUGGAGUUGGUUCUCUGCUUCAUACAAAGAGGAUUUCAACGUCAUGUACACUGUUGACACCUGCCGUGGAUGCUUGGAGCUAUACAAAAACUGCAAACCAGGUAGGCUUCUUAUUCUGGAUAAUAUUGUUUAUGUGGACAUGGAGGAUAUGGAGGUUUUCCCCUCCGAGAGUUCAGAUCAGCAGGAUUGUCUGUAUGAACUCCCACACUCCCUUGUGGCUGGACGCUGGCCUUAG
Messenger RNA from Trematomus bernacchii (emerald rockcod), 762 nucleotides. RefSeq lists its product as uncharacterized. Lineage: Eukaryota; Metazoa; Chordata; Actinopteri; Perciformes; Nototheniidae. The transcript is spliced from 9 exons. The coding region runs from base 1 to 762 and encodes 253 amino acids. The record is from RefSeq and is a predicted model, not a curated record.